Molecule: messenger RNA, 1912 nt
Organism: Salarias fasciatus (jewelled blenny)
Lineage: Eukaryota; Metazoa; Chordata; Actinopteri; Blenniiformes; Blenniidae
Gene: serpinf2b
Product: serpin peptidase inhibitor, clade F (alpha-2 antiplasmin, pigment epithelium derived factor), member 2b
Exons: 8
Coding region: 92-1516 (474 amino acids)
Biological process (GO): negative regulation of endopeptidase activity
Molecular function (GO): serine-type endopeptidase inhibitor activity
Source: RefSeq, a predicted model, not a curated record
UGCUUGUUUUUUGUCUUUCCUCAAAAAAGUGAACAGGAAGCACGAUUUCCAAGCAAAUCUCAUCGAUCUUUUGCAGUUACAUUGUGAGGACAUGGACCUCUGCUUGACACUCCUGCUGCUCUGUCUCUGCAGCCUCGGAGCCACUAAUGCUGAGGGGGCAGAAAAUCAGUCGAUCCCGUUGGUCCCCCUCAUUCCUCUGCUGCCCAGUCAACCCAUAGAGAAAGACGACAGCAACAGCACAGCGCCGCCAGAAAAAGCAGACGUGACAGAAAGCGGCGGGCCCAACAGGACCUCGUCAGACGAGGAGGCGGGUGAAGGCUGUGUGUCGGUCAGCCGCGGCUCCCAGUCCCGGGAGGCCGUCGCGGCCAGCAUUCAGAAGCUGGGCGUCCAGCUGCUGCGGAACCUGGAGACCUCGCCAGAGCAGCCAAACGUCAUUAUAUCUCCUUUGAGCAUAGCACUCGCCCUCUCCCAGCUGGCUCUAGGUGCAGUAAAUGAGACGGAGGAGCUGCUGAUGCGCCACCUCCAUGAAAACACCCUCCCCUGCUACCACCAGUCUCUACACAACCUCUUAGUACAUCUGAGAAACAAUGAAGUACAAAUUGCCACGCGGCUCUUCCUGCGUCAAGGGUUCAAGCCAAAACAAGCAUUUCUCAAUGAAUCCCUGCGGCUGUAUGACUCGGAGCCGGCGAUCUUGGAGAGCCUGCAGCAGAUAAAUGGCUGGGUAGAGAAUGCAACGAAAGGACGGAUGACUGACUUUCUUCCCGCUCUCCCGCCCAACUUGCUCCUGCUGCUCAUCAAUGCUGUCCAUUUUAAAGGAGAGUGGAAAGCUCGGUUUGACUCAAGUCAUACCUCCAGAGGUGUGUUUCACCUCGAUGAAAAGCACGUGGUUGAUGUUGAAAUGAUGGAAGAUGCAAAACAUCCCCUGAGUUUAUUUAUUGAUCAAGAGCUGGAAGCUCAGGUAGCAAGCUUCCCGUUCCUCAACUCCAUGAGUUUGCUGGUGGUCAUGCCUCUGUCUGGUCAGGUGAAUGUAUCCUCGCUUUCUGCGAAUCUCAAUAUUUCUCACUUGUAUAAUCGUCUGCCUAAAGAGAGAGCUGUGCAGGUGAAAGUCCCCAAAUUCAAACUGGAGUACGCUCAAGAGUUAAAGGAGGUUUUCACAAAACUGGGCCUGGGAGACGUGUUUUCCAGCCCGAACCUGGCUGACAUGGCAGAUGGCCCCCUGCUGGUCUCCAGCGUGAUGCAUAAAUCCAGCAUGGAGAUAAACGAGGAGGGUGCGGAGGCGGCGGCAGCCACGACUGUGGUCAUCUCACGGGCGUCCAAUCCAGUUUUCCACCUCACUCAACCCUUUUUCUUUGCACUUAUGGAUGAUAAGUCACAAGUACCGAUCUUCAUGGGGGUCAUUAACAACCCAAAUCCUGGCGCUCCUAUUUUGCAGAAAGGAGAUUCUGGAAAUGUGGAUAAAGUGGGAUUCCCAAUUGAUAAGCAUCAAACGGGCUCAUAUGGAGGUCCGCCUAAGUAGGGAUUAAGAUCCUGUCCAACUGGCCCGGGGAAGCUGCGACCAAGUGUGCUCGCUGGAUAAAUGUUUAAAAAAGAUAUUUCUUUCUUUCUUUUCUUUCUUUUGGUUUGUUUGUUUGCUUCAUUUAAUACAACCCCGUAAAAAAAGUCUGAUAACCUUGAUAAACUAUGCAGAACUAUGAUUAUUUUGCAGCAUUAGACAUUUACUCAAGGUCAAGGAAUCCAUCAGAGUUAAAAACAUAACUGAAGUAUAUUUGUGAUAGUUAAUGUUUGAUUUGCAUACAUGUUGAAAGUUAGACCCAAGUAAUUUGUUACAGUCUAAGAACAGUAUGGCCUCUGUGCAAACGCUACCAGAUGGUAAAAUUGGUCAUGUGAUGGGUCAAUAAAUUAAACUGAUCUA